This is a messenger RNA of Aspergillus lentulus, 1440 nucleotides long. RefSeq names its product DUF1479 domain-containing protein. The record is from RefSeq and is a predicted model, not a curated record. NCBI's taxonomy places the organism in Eukaryota, Fungi, Ascomycota, Eurotiomycetes, Eurotiales, Aspergillaceae.
AUGUCGGCGUCGAAACUUCUCUCUAGAGCGGCCGUUCGUGGUGCCUCUACAUCAACAUCAACAUCACAUAUGACCAAGACCGCUGGGGACAUUUCGAGUGUGUUUCCAAGCUUGCGACCUGACUACAAACCUGAACCGCUGCCUCCACGGUUCAAGGAGCUGAAACAAAGGCUGUUCGAGAAAAAUGAGAAAGCUCUAGUGCAAAGCUGGAAGAGACUGCUGGAAAGCCUAGAGAAAGAGGUGCAUGAGAUCAAGGCCAAGGGCAGCGAUAUUAUACCAUCGGUACAAUAUGCAGAUAUUGUGUCCGGCAGAGUCUCGGAUAUAGCCCUUGCUGAGAUAUUGCAUCGCGGAUCUGUCGUGAUCAGAAAUGUGAUCCCUCGAAAAGAAGCUCGAGGUUGGAAAGAUAGGAUCGAAGAGUAUGUCGCUGCGAAUAAGGAGCGAGUCAAGGCCUUUCCGCCUGACUCGCCCGCAGUAUUUGAGCUGUACUGGACUCCUUCGCAGGCCGAGGCUCGAGCGCAUCCCAACAUGCUCGAAACUCAGCGUUUCUUGCAGCGUCUCUGGCAUUCAUCUGACCCGGCGACUCGGAUAUCUACCAGAUACCCUCUGACAUAUGCGGACCGCCUCCGUAUCAGACAGCCGGGGGAUGGUAAAUUCACGCUUGGUCCCCACGUGGAUGGGGGUUCACUCGAGCGUUGGGAGGAUCCUGAGUAUUCGCGGGUCUACACCAAGAUCUUGGAGGGCAGAUGGGAAGAAUACGACCCUUGGGACGCGAAGCACCGCGUUUCCGCCAAGAUGGAUCUGUACAAUGGAGCGGGAGCGUGCUCUAUGUUAAGAUUCUUCCAGGGCUGGCUUUCAAUGUCCAAGACCGCCCCUGGAGAAGGCUCGCUGCAUGUUUGCCCUAUGCUCGUUCAGAGCACCGCCUAUACCAUUCUGCGUCCAUUUUUCGAUGCGAAGACAUUGCAGCCCAACAUCGACGCCACCUUUCCGGGCUCCGUGCCAGGUGCUUGCCAAGAAUACAAUCCAGUUACCCACCCUCACCUUGAACUGGACACCACCAUGGUUCCGGUCCCAGAGGUCGAACCAGGCGAUUAUGUUGCCUGGCACUGCGACUCGUUGCAUUCCGUGGACAAGGAACAUAAAGGCAAUGGUGACUCCAGUGUCCUCUAUAUCCCUGCCACUCCAAUGAGUGAGAUGAAUGUGGAUUACCUUCUCAAGCAGCGGAACGCGGCUCUUGCCUAUUCACCACCCUGGGAUUUUCCCGGCGCUGGAGGUCCGGGUGAGGCAGGUUUUAAGGGUGCAUUGGACUGGUCUUCUGUCAACCCUGACGGCCUGCAAGCCAUGGGUAUGGGCACAAAGCCUUGGGAAGUAACCGGUGACAUGACUGAGGGAGAGAAGGAAGUUGUUGAAGCAGCAAACAGGGCGUGCUUUGGCCAAGCUUAA